ACGAAUCAUAAAGCGCACACAAAUCGCGCACGCUGCUGAUGAUUAAAGGCAAGAAAGACGGAAGGUCUGCUCCUCUUUCCUCGGUAUCGGAGAGAGAGGGAGGAAAACACAAUGGCCGCCUCUUCUGCUCUCAGACUGAUUCUCGGCUCCUCGUCGGCGUCGCGCCGCCAGAUUCUGGCCGAGAUGGGGUACCAGUUCAAAUUACUUAGCGCGGACAUUGACGAGAAGGAGAUCAGGAAGGAGAAGCCAGAGGAGCUGGUGGUCGCCUUGGCUCACGCGAAAGCAGAUGCAAUAUUGGAUAAGAUGCGGAACAAUGGGAUGAUGAAAGAGAUUGUUGACUCUCAAGAGACUACCUUAUUGAUCACUGCUGACCAAGUUGUGAUUCAUGAUGGAGUUAUUCGAGAAAAACCUACCACUCCAGAGGAGGCACGUAAAUUCAUCCAAGGAUAUUCCCAAAGCCAUGCUGCGACAAUUGGAUCUGUGCUUGUUACAAAUGUGAAGACCGGAACUAGAAGGGAAGGAUGGGAUAAAUCUGAAGUUUAUUUCCACAAGAUACCCAAUGAAGUUGUUGAGAGCUUGAUUGAGGAGGGCAAUGUCUUCUACGUUGCUGGAGGCCUUCUAGUAGAGCAUCCACUGACUUCACCUCUCGUGGAAGCCAUUGUCGGUACAAUUGAUAGCGUAAUGGGGCUUCCUAAAGCUCUCACGGAGCAGCUCAUCAAGGAUUCCCUCCAAGAGCCGUAGCUGCAAAUUUCUGAACUAAGCUGGCUGGCGACGGGAGAUCUCUUGUUGGAAAAUCACUAUUCUUGUGCUGAACAAAACUAAACACUCAUCCUUUCUGGCAAAUGGAGAUUGGAGUGGACCCUAAUCAGCUUGGUCAGCCUCGCUAUACCAACUUUAAUAGGCUGAAUUUUAGCAUUCACUGAAUUCCUCUUGGUGGCUAAGUGAACUGGGUAGUAGCCAGUAACAUUUUUGGAGACCUUUCUGUGACCAACACGGCAUCAAUGGGCUUCAUUCUUCCAUGUGAUGUUAUGGGUCUGACGGACCAAACAUAUGUACGUCAUCUGUUCUACCGCAUGCUAUCAGGAGAUCAGCGGGUUGCGAAUUGUUUUGGGCUAUGACUUUAUAUUCUGAAAAGGAGGAUAGGCCCAACUUUUCUGGGGGAGAAUUUUAUUUCUCCUGGCCUUCGCACCAAGCAACUAGGUUUAAAUCUUGGUUGAUGGAGCAGCGCACACCUUCUUUCACUGCGUUCCAAGCUUGGGCUCCAUGAAAUAAAUGUGGAAAAAACCCUGUGUAGCAGCGGUCAAUCCUGGCUUAUGGGGUUCUAUCUGCUUGAUCUAUGAAUAGUCCAUGCUAAUCUUCGAACCUGCGUGUGUUUGGUCUGGUCUUGUUCCUUUCAUCUUAACAUGCUACAGCGUGUGCAUCUGGUAGAGGUUGCCGAGUCUGUUUGACUGACAGUUUUUUUUUUGGGAGUAAGACAGGUUGUUGAGUCUGACGACAUUACUGAUGAUAAGUGGCACGAAAAUGCAAAGUUGAGACACUUAUUUUGUGAUGGAGGGAAUAUCUAGUAUCGUAGUAAUACCCUGGAUAUUUUUUUUCACUUCUAGUGUUCUUUGUACUACCUUGACAGUUGAUGAGUAGACUGAAAGUUUUCCCGCAGAAAUAGUAAUACUACUCCCUCCGAUCCAAAAUAAGUGUCUGCAUUUCUAUUAUAGUGUAUAUUUUGAUACAGAGGGAGUACUAUAAAUCACUCACAAACUCAAAACGGAGCUCUUUCUUUUUUAGGUAAAACUCAAAACAGAGCUGGGGAAGUAAGAAAAGGCAGUUCUCUGUGUAAACAGCUGACUGGGCUGCGAAUCCGGCCCUGGAGCAACCAGCGCCACUCCGUCCGCCGUCGACGGCUACGGGUUGAAUUACCCUUUUACCACGAGCCUGCACCGCGCCGUCCCGUUGGUGGUUCGGUUCAACGCACUACAAGAGUUUAGAGCAGAGCGACACGAGCGCGCAGAUGGGCGAGCGGAGUCUGGCCCUGAGCGGAGCGGAGAUUGCGGUCGCCGGCGAAGCCGAGAAGCUCCAGUCGCGGCGUCCUUAUCCGCAGCGCGGGUGGCCGCUGGCCGGCGGAGGUCCAGUAGUCCAGUAUCCCAAGUUGCUGCACUCGCUAGGUGUUCUGCUUCCAAGUGAGGUACUGUGAUCAAUUAUAUGAAUGUGCCAAUAUUGCCAGCCUUUUUUGCAGCAGCAGCAGAUUUGCAGCUUUUUUGGUGUGUUUGGUGGCAAUUAUCAGGGUCACUAACUCCUAUGGUGCUAGGAUGGGGCCAAAGGACAUAUUGCUAAGCUGCUAGUUCGUGGAAGCUUUUGAAAUAUCCAGUAAGUAGGUGGCUGCUGAUUUCCCUGUGCUCGUCCAUAUCUGGCUCUAUGCUGCAUCUCCUUAGCUAUAUUCUAGUUGGCUAGAGGUUUUCCUGUAUCCUUUGUAGAUGCAUCGCAAAAAGAGUUCCAUGUUAUUGAUUUCUGUGCUAUCAUGGAGGAAAUGUUUGUAGGUCUUCUUUGUAACUGUUUGCUGAAACCCUGUAACUGAUUAUUUAUUUUCCAACUUUCUAUACUGUGAAUCUUUUCA
Messenger RNA from Triticum aestivum (bread wheat), 2608 nucleotides. RefSeq names its product 7-methyl-GTP pyrophosphatase. NCBI's taxonomy places the organism in Eukaryota, Viridiplantae, Streptophyta, Magnoliopsida, Poales, Poaceae. Gene Ontology annotation, molecular function: nucleoside triphosphate diphosphatase activity. The transcript has 10 exons. The record is from RefSeq and is a predicted model, not a curated record. The coding region runs from base 112 to 741 and encodes 209 amino acids.